AUGUGGUUGUGGGCGACGAGGGGACGGACCCGGGGAAUAUCGGCUCAGGUUUCAGGCGCCAGGACUUUUGCAGGAUUCUUCACAUUUUUCUUUUAGCUUCUACUUUUGUUCCACCACCGAAAACGUCUUGAGAUGUCUCUGAUUCUGACGGUGCUGGACAAGUUGUCGUACUUUCUGUCCCUGAUAGCGUUUUGCGUCAGCGUGUCUCACAGCUGGCUGAAGUGAAAGGCAAGGAAAGGCAAGUUUAUCUGUGCAGCACAGUUCAACACGAGGAGUGACUGGAGACGACCACCACGACCACCACGAUGCUGCAGCGGAGAAUCCCGUUCCUCGCUCUCGCUCUGGUUUUCUGCGUCGCAGCCGCCGAGGACUUUGACUGGACCAAGAACGAGAAAUCAUCUUUUCAUUACGGCACCUUCCCGACCGGCUUCUCGUGGGGCGCCGGCAGCUCGGCCUACCAGACCGAAGGCGCCUGGAACUUGGACGGGAAGGGCAUGAGCAUCUGGGACGCCUUCGCCCACAAGAAGGGCAAGAUCUCGUCCAACGAGACGGGAGACUCGUCCUGCGAGGGAUACUACAAGUUCAAGGACGACAUCAAUCUGAUGAAGGACAUGAAGCUGAAUCAUUACCGCUUCUCCAUCUCCUGGCCCAGGAUCUUACCCAGCGGACUGAGAAGUGAACACAUGAAUGAGAAAGGAAUCAAAUACUACAACGACCUGAUCAGCCUGUUGUUGGACAACAAGAUCACGCCCAUCGUCACGCUGUACCACUGGGAUCUUCCUCAGAUGCUGCAGGACAAAUAUGGCGGCUGGCUCAACGCUAGCAUGAUCAACCACUUCAACGACUUCGCCAACUUGUGCUUCGAGAGAUUUGGAAACAGAGUCAAGUAUUGGAUCACGUUCAACAACCCGUGGUCCAUCGCUGUGGAGGGAUAUGAAACUGGGGAACAUGCUCCUGGACUGAAGCUGAAGGGAACCGGAGCCUACAAAGUGGCCCAUCACAUGAUCAAGGCUCACGCUAAGGUCUGGCACACGUACGACAUGAAGUGGAGAAGCAAACAAAAAGGUCUGGUUGGGAUCUCUCUGACGGCCGACUGGGGAGAACCGGUGGACGUGUCCAACCAGAGAGACAUCGAGGCGGCGCAGAGAUACAUCCAGUUCUACAUGGGCUGGUUCGCCGGGCCGCUGUUCCACGGAGACUAUCCUCAGGUCAUGAAGGAUUACAUCGGCAGGAAGAGCGGCCAGCAGGGCCUCGGGGCCUCCCGGCUGCCCGUGUUCCUGCCCGAGGAGAAGAGCUACGUGAAGGGAACCUGCGACUUCCUGGGCCUGGGCCACUUCACCACCCGCUACGUGACCCAGAGGAACUACCCGUCCGGCCUCGGGGACAACUACUUCACCGACCGGGACCUGGCCGAGCUGGUGGACCCCAAGUGGCCCGACCCCGGGUCCGAGUGGCUCUACUCCGUCCCCUGGGGGUUCCGCCGCUUCCUCAACUUCGUUAAGAGCCAGUACGGGAACCCCAUGAUCUACGUGACGGAGAACGGCGUGUCGGAGAAGAUGCUGUGCACGGACCUGUGUGACGACUGGAGGAUGACGUACUUCAAGGAAUACAUCAACGAGAUGCUGAAAGCGGUGAAGGACGGCGUGAACGUGAAGGGCUACACGGCCUGGUCUCUGCUGGACAGCUUCGAGUGGGACGAGGGCUACACGGAGCGGUUCGGCCUCUACUACGUGGACUUCAGGAACAAGAACAAGCCGCGCUACCCCAAGGCCUCGGUGCAGUACUUCAAACGCAUCAUCAGCUCCAACGGCUUCCCCAACCAGAGAGAGGUGGAGAGCUGGAAGAGGAAGGCCGUGGAGACCUGCUCGUCCAGCAACCAGCUCCUGGCGGCAGAUCCCCUCAUCGGUCACAUGGAGAUGGUGACGGAGAUCGUGGUUCCAACCGUCUGCACUCUCUGCAUCCUGCUGAGCGCCGUGUUCUUCAUGUUCCUGCUGCGGAGACGCCUCUGAGGACCCACGACCCCCCACCCUGGACCUUCAACCCCCCACCCUGGACCCCCCAGCCUGGACCUUCAACCCCAUCCUGGACCCCCUCUGUAGGUCCUCCUCCCCCCCCCCCCCUGAACCUCCACCCCCUCCUACAUCCUGCUGAGCGCCGUGUUCUUCAUGUUCCUGCUGCGGAGACGCCUCUGAGGACCCACGACCCUGGACCUUCAACCCACCCUGAACCCCCACCCUGGACCCCCCCCGGACCGCUGUAGGUCCUCCACCCCCCCAGACCUCUUACCCCCCCAGACCUGCUGUUGUUGAUCUGGUGUCUCAGGUUUUCAAUAAAGAAGGAGUUUGACCUUUGACCUCUGGAGGACUGAGAUUCACCUGCUGCUGGUUUAGCUGCUGAUCAACACCUGGACCAGGAGGUUCUGGACCACCAGAACAUCUGGACCAGAACAUCUGAACCAGCAGAACCUCCUGGUCCAGAUGAUCAGGAGGUUCUGGUGGUCCAGAUGUUCUCCUGGUCCAGAACUUCCUGGUCCAGAUGGUCCAGAUGUUCUGGUCCAGAUGUUCUGGUCCAGAUGUUCUGGUCCAGAUGUUCUGGUCCAGAUGUUCUGGUCCAGAUGUUCUGGUCCAGAUGUUCUGGUCCAGAUGUUCUGGUCCAGGUUUUUCCAGCUUUACUCUAAUAAACUGCUGUUUUUUUGUCAACAAGUGAUGAUGAAAUAGUUCUGAUUUAACAGUUGUACAUUUUGGGGUUUCACUUCAGUUAAAUACACUUUUAAAGAUGAAAUUGUGAGAUGUAAUUUUUAUUGAACAUAAAUAAAGAUCUUAAAGUUAA
Messenger RNA from Cololabis saira (Pacific saury), 2829 nucleotides. Its product is annotated as lactase-like protein. The transcript is spliced from 14 exons. Gene Ontology annotation, molecular function: beta-glucosidase activity. The record is from RefSeq and is a predicted model, not a curated record. Lineage: Eukaryota; Metazoa; Chordata; Actinopteri; Beloniformes; Belonidae. Gene Ontology annotation, biological process: carbohydrate metabolic process. Bases 306 to 2009 code for a protein of 567 amino acids.